UUAUACUGCUGACGUUUCUUGUUAUCACUCCAGAAUGUGUCUAUGUGUGGAAGGUAGUAUGGGGCAAAACAGAGAGUGAGUGGCAUAGAACUGAACUUUCAAAGAGAAUAAUUCAUGGGAACGUGUCACUCUUGGGGAGUUGCUUGAUCAUCGCCGAUUUACAAAGGGAAUCAUUUAUGAAAUGAUGGCUGCAUGCAUGGUUGCUUACCAUGUAAUUUAGAGAUGCCUAGCAUGGCAGUAACUGUAAAUACUUGUGCUAUAUUUACAGAAGGAGCCUGGCGAGGGAGAAAUAUUUGCUAACUGUUGAUAGUUCCCCUGGUCCUUUUGAAAAUGGAUUUAGGAUGAUCCUGGGUUUUGUGCAUGAAACAUGGACUGGUGAAACUUCUUGGCUCUUAAUCAUUAUGUUACUGAAACAGCGGCAGUUCAAGAUCACGCAGAGCCCUUCAAGUGAGAGCAAAGUGUGGAGUUGACUAUUGUUGUCCUCUUCUUGUAGAAGACAGUGUCAUCGAACCAGGGACUGCCACCAGAAAUGUUGCAGUGCAGACACGCUCAGGAGUUCAGCUUUGGACCGCGAGCGCUGAAGGAUGCUCUGAUAUCAACCAACCCUGCCCUGCAGGAACUUUACUCCAAGGCCUUCUCCAGCGCUGAAAAGCUCUUCCUUUCAGAGGCCUACAACCCUCAUAGGACGCUUUUCUGCAGCUUGUUCAUCAGGACAGCCUUUGACUGGCUCCUCAGCCAUCCUGACGCCCCCGAAGAUUUUGAAACCUUCUACUAUUCCCUGUUGAGGAGAAAGCAACGAUUCUGCCGCAAGCACAUAUACCUGCAGCCCAUAGAUCUAAGCGAAGGUUCUGUUGGGGUCUCUCUGCUGGAUUCCUUGCGGAGCUGUGUCGAGUCCUUCUUCUUGGGCCUACGGGUCAAGUGCCUUCCUUCCAUCCCAGUCUCCUCCAUCCAUUGCUGUUACCGCCACAACCAAGAUUCAGACAGAGUGCAACUUCAUACUGAUGGGAUCCUGAACUUUCUGAAGAACAACAAGCCAAUGGACGCCCUCUGCGUCUUGGGCCUCACCCUUGCUGACCUCUACCCAUGCGAAACAUGGAGCUUCACCUUCGGGAAGUUCUUGCCAGGCCAAGAAGUGGGUGUCUGUAGCUUUGCCAGGUUUUCUGGCGACUUCCCCCAGGUGGGUUGCACCAUUUUAAACCCAUCUCCAUGGAGACAGGAGGUGCACGAUGAAGCUGUGGAGCAGGCCAGAAACCAGACACUGCUGUUCAACAUGCUAGAGAUGCUCCAGUGUUGCAAGGUCACAUGCCAUGAGAUCUGUCACCUGAUUGGCUUGGGAAACUGUCGCUGGCUUCAGUGCAUCAUGCAAGGCGCCUUGAGUUUGGAUGAAGUUCUGCUGCGGCCUCUGGAGCCUUGCCCAAUAUGUCUUCGGAAGCUGCAGUAUGUUGUAGGCUUCAAACUCAUUGAGCGCUACAGGAAACUCUAUGCUUGGAUGGAAACCCUUUUGUCUACCUGGCUCAGCCAAGAACCGUCAGAGCUGUCUGUGUCGGAGGAUGCUCUGCCACACAGCACAGACUCUGGAAUGGGUUGUGAGAACGACUCGGAGGUGGUAACUUCCCUCUCAGAAUCCUUGACCCCAGACACUUGCAGCCAAGCAGUUUCCACAUUACAGGAUCUUGACCUUGACGAACAAUCCUGUUCUCUGGCUGAUGAGCCCAGCCAAGAACAACUAGGUGGAGCGCCCAAGCCUUUGGACAUUAUUAAGGAAUACACGCUUUGGCUCAAAAUGUGUAUUGCUGCCCUUGAAAGAGAGGUCUCUGAAGAGGAGAUUCUGCAAGUGGACAGGGCUGUGGAUGCCACGGCGAAGUGGGAAAUGUUCACGGGGCAAUUGCCCAGCACCCGAAGAGACCUUCCUCUUCCAACUGAUAGUCCAGGGCUAAGAAAGGUCCUUGGAGGCAAGUUCUCCUCCUUGAGGAGAAAACUGAGCUCCAGAAAAUUGGCAAGAGCAGAAUCUUCCCCACGUCACUGGAAAUGGGAAGAGAGCUAGCCCCAUUGAGACACUUUGCCUGACUCCUGUGAAAAACAAAAUAAUUGGUGGUUUAAAUGUAGAAUUUUGUUAAGUCUUGUUUUCCUUGUUUCCUCUCAUCCUUUUCACUGCAAGUUCUCAUCUUUUUGUCAGAGAAAGAACUCCCC
Pogona vitticeps (central bearded dragon) is the source of this 2190-nucleotide messenger RNA. NCBI's taxonomy places the organism in Eukaryota, Metazoa, Chordata, Lepidosauria, Squamata, Agamidae. The record is from RefSeq and is a predicted model, not a curated record.